Hibiscus syriacus is the source of this 2134-nucleotide messenger RNA. RefSeq names its product jasmonoyl--L-amino acid synthetase JAR4-like. Gene Ontology annotation, cellular component: cytoplasm. Lineage: Eukaryota; Viridiplantae; Streptophyta; Magnoliopsida; Malvales; Malvaceae. The record is from RefSeq and is a predicted model, not a curated record. Gene Ontology annotation, molecular function: acid-amino acid ligase activity. The transcript is spliced from 5 exons. Bases 315 to 2072 code for a protein of 585 amino acids.
CUUACCUCCCUAUUCUCCAUAGCCAAACAAAAACAAAGCAAUUUGUAUUUGCCUUUGCCCCCACUUUCUUUCUUACAAGUUAAGACUGAAUACCUUUUCCAUUUUAUUUACAGAAGAAGUAGACAGAGAUAAUCACUUUCAGAAAACGAGAAAAAAAGCAUUGAAUUCUGUGAAAAAACAAAAACAAUCCUUCACCAAAUCCCUGCUUUUCCUACAAAAAGUGGAUAGGUCUGUUCUGACUGAUACCAGCUUGCCUGAUCUCUGUCUCACUGUUUUAGUAAAACGACACCGAGUUUCUUCAGGAUUCAUUAACUAUGUUAGAAAAUAUGGAAAUUGUGGACGUUGAUAAAUUGAUAAAAGAGUUUGAAGCGAUUACCAAAGAUGCCAAGAACGUUCAACGUGAGACUUUGAAGAAGAUUUUAGAAGAAAAUGGAGGCGCCGAGUAUUUGCAGAAUCUGGGUCUCGCUGGCAGAACUGACCCUGAAAGCUUCAAGUCUUGUGUUCCUCUUGUCACUCACCAGGACUUGGAGCCUUACAUUCAAAGAAUCGCCGAGGGUCCUUCUGCCCCGAUUCUCACCGGAAAACCAAUAACCAACAUAUCUCUCAGCUCUGGCACCACCCAAGGAAAACCCAAGUUCGUGCCUUUCAAUGACGAAUUGAUGGAAACUACUUUGCAGAUAUUCCGUACUUCUUAUGCUUUCAGAAACAGGGAAUUCCCUAUUAAGAACGGGAAGGCUUUGCAGUUCAUUUAUAGUAGCAAGCAGAGUAAAACCAAGGGGGGCUUGUCUGCCGGAACUGCAACGACCAAUAUGUUCCGCAAUUCGCAGUAUAAAACUGAGAUGAAAGCGAUGCAAUCUCAGUGUUGCAGCCCCGAUGAGGUGAUAUUUGCUCCAGAUUUCCACCAAUCCUUGUAUUGCCAUCUUUUAUGUGGAUUGAUUUUCCGGGAGGAAGUUCAGUUUGUUUCUUCUACCUUUGCACAUAGCAUCGUUCAUGCGUUUCGAACUUUUGAACAAGUAUGGGAAGAGCUUUGUGCUGAUAUUAGAGAAGGUGUCCUCACAAGGCGCAUCACUUUCCCUUCGGUUCGAUCAGCGAUGGCUAAAUGGCUGAACCCGAAUCCUGAAUUGGCUGACUUGAUUCAUAGGAAAUGUUCAGGACUGAGUAAUUGGUACCGAUUGAUUCCAGAGCUUUUCCCUAAUGUAAAAUACAUCUAUGGGAUCAUGACUGGUUCCAUGGAGCCUUAUCUGAAAAAACUAAGGCAUUAUGCAGGAGAUGUGCCUCUUUUAAGUGCUGAUUAUGGUUCUUCUGAGGGAUGGAUAGGGGCAAAUGUCAAUCCAAAAGUGCCUCCAGAGUCAACUACUUAUGCCGUUCUUCCAAAUAUUGGGUAUUUUGAGUUCAUUCCACUGAGAGAGAAUGCUGAAGAGCAAGUCCAAGACAAGCUUGAUGCUAGUUUCAUCUCUAUGGAGCCCAAACCAGUUGGUCUGACUGAAGUUAAGGUUGGUGAAGAGUACGAGGUUAUUGUCACAAGUGUUGCAGGUUUAUACAGGUACCGGUUAGGGGAUGUUGUCAAGGUUAUGGGGUUCCAUAACUCGACCCCGGAACUAAAAUUUAUAUGCAGAAGAAAUCUGCUGCUCACCGUGAACAUCGACAAGAACACCGAGAAAGAUUUGCAGCAAGCCGUGGAAGAAGCAGCCAAGUUAAUUGCCAAGGAAAAGCUGGAAGUGAUCGAUUUCUCUAGCCAUGUUGACUUAUGGACGGACCCCGGUCACUACGUGAUAUUCUGGGAAAUUAGUGGGGAAGUAAGCGACCAAGUGCUGAAAGAAUGCUGCAAUUGUUUGGAUCGUUCGUUUGUGGAUGCCGGCUACGUUAGUUCCCGGAAGGUGAACGCCAUCGGUCCGCUCGAGCUCCGAAUUCUUCGGAGGGGAACGUUUCAGAAGAUACUGGACCAUUACUUAGGGUUAGGUGGUGCUGUUAGCCAGUUUAAAACACCACGAUGCGUCGGACCGACGAAUCAUAAAGUGUUGCAAAUCUUGUGCGACAAUGUGGCCAAGAGCUACUCCAGUACUGCUUUCUAGCUAACCUUUUUCUCAGCAUUUUUUGUUUUAUAAUAAAUCGAAAGGUAUUCCACUGGCCACAA